Rotaria sp. Silwood2 is the source of this 510-nucleotide messenger RNA. Lineage: Eukaryota; Metazoa; Rotifera; Eurotatoria; Philodinida; Philodinidae. The record is from the annotation of a GenBank genome assembly.
AUGUCAAAGAAUUUUUCUAUCGAUGCAUUACUUAAUAAUAAUAAUAAUAAUCAUGAAAAUAAAUCGUCACCAACAUUUUAUAUAAAUCCAUUAUUUCAAACAUUUUUAAAUCAUUUACAACAAGAACAAACGAAAUCAAUUAAUCAACUUUCACAUAGUUUAACAACAAGUGAUAGUGAUGAAGAUGAUAAUUCAUCGAUAUCAUCCAUUAAUAAAACAACAAAUACAUCAUCAUCAACUCGUCGUAAACGAACAGCUUUUUCAAAUGAACAAUUAAUUGAAUUAGAAGCUGAAUUUCAACAAAAAAAAUAUCUAUCACUUGGUGAACGUUCAGAAAUUGCUAGAUCAUUACAUUUAUCAGAAAUUCAAGUUAAAAUAUGGUGGCAAAAUCGUCGUGCCAAAUGGAAACGUAUUAAAGCUGGACAAUUAAGACAAUUUUCUACACAUUGUGAAACAAAUAAAGUUUUAUGUCCUAUACCAGUACAUGUUAAAAAACAUUUUACAUCUUAA